This is a messenger RNA of Clupea harengus (Atlantic herring), 5501 nucleotides long. RefSeq names its product unc-51 like autophagy activating kinase 1a (gene ulk1a). The record is from RefSeq and is a predicted model, not a curated record. Gene Ontology annotation, molecular function: ATP binding; protein serine/threonine kinase activity. Gene Ontology annotation, cellular component: autophagosome; phagophore assembly site; cytosol. Gene Ontology annotation, biological process: piecemeal microautophagy of the nucleus; protein autophosphorylation; autophagy of mitochondrion. NCBI's taxonomy places the organism in Eukaryota, Metazoa, Chordata, Actinopteri, Clupeiformes, Clupeidae.
CGUCAGAAUGACUAUCCAGUGUCUUUCCAUACUUUUGAGUGAAUGCAUUUGCAGGUGAAAGGCACACCGCUACCUAGCUAAACAAACGUCAAUGAAGUUAAUAUAAGAGUCGACAUUUUGCCAUCUGAAGUUAUUUCAAACUUGGUACUUCGGAAUAUCGAAAUUUGGUAGGCUGCCAUUGGGUUUGCUUACGCAGAUAUCAAGUAAAGACAACUUAAACCUCGUUGCAUUACAAUGAUAUUUUCCAUUUUUAAAACAGACUGAAGGGGACAACACCUGCAUUUACAUCUGUAUUACCCCUCUAUUUAUCAUGAUUAAAAUGAGAUACUCUCUCGGCGAGGAGCAGCCCAUGGAACGCAAUAGAAGAGGGCAACUUUUCUACUUUUUGGAAGUGGACGGGAAUCGAAUUGUUACAAAGGAAGCAACAACAUCCUGAUUUUACCUCUGGAUUUAUUCAUCUUUCAUCUUUUUGGAGCCUUAAACCAUGGAGACUGUGGGAAAGUUCGAGUUUAACAGGAAAGACUUGAUCGGACAUGGUGCCUUCGCAGUAGUCUUCAAAGGAAGAUAUAAGAAGAGACAUGAUCUGGAAGUAGCGGUGAAGUGCAUCAACAAAAAGAAUUUGGCAAAAUCACAGUCUCUUUUGGGGAAAGAGAUAAAAAUAUUGAAGGAGCUGAAACAUGAGAACAUCGUUGGUCUUCUUGACUUUCAGGAGAUUUCAGGCUGUGUAUAUCUUGUUAUGGAGUACUGCAACGGAGGUGACCUAGCUGAGUAUCUGCAGUCGAAGGGCUCCCUCCGAGAGGACACCAUUCGCAUCUUCCUGCAGCAGAUUGCGGGGGCUAUGAGCGUGCUCAGAAGCAAAGGCAUCAUCCACCGAGACCUGAAGCCACAGAACAUCCUGCUGGCCUACAACACCAGCCGCAGGGCCAGCCCCAGCAACAUCUGCAUCAAGAUAGCUGAUUUUGGGUUUGCCAGAUAUCUCCAGGGUGACACUAUGGCCGCCACCCUUUGUGGCUCUCCUAUGUACAUGGCUCCAGAAGUGAUCAUGUCUCAGAAUUAUGAUGCUAAAGCUGACCUCUGGAGUGUGGGCACUAUUGUCUACCAGUGCUUAACCGGCAAGGCACCCUUCCAGGCCAGCAGUCCACAGGAGCUUCGUCUUUUCUAUGAAAGAAACCGAAACCUGACCCCUAGCGUCCCCCGAGAGACCUCUGGUCCACUGAGGCAGCUGCUGCUGGGCCUGCUGCAGAGGAACCAUAAGGACCGCAUGGACUUUGAUCAGUUUUUCCAUCACCCAUUCCUGCAGGCAAGCUCCUCAUCAAAGAAAUCCUCUCCAGUGCCCGUGCCCGUGCCAUCCUACCCCAGCACUGGUUCUGGGAGCUCCUGCAGCAGUUCCUCCACUCACCUGACACCAACUCAGUCCGAUGCAGAGGCCCAGAGUCCCCUUCAACGUCCCGCCACCCCAUUCUCUCCUGACUCUCUGCUUAAAGACUCCUCCUCCUCUGAACCUGAGGACUUUAUCAUGGUUCCUGCCCAGUUCACCAGUGAAAUUGUGUGUGAUGCGGCAGGAGGCCAACCCACGGACAGUCUGAUGCAGAGCGGUAGUUUCCUGUUGGCUGCCGGAGCUUCUGCAGGCAGGACUCCUCUCCCCUCCCCCUCCUUACGCACCUGUCCCAGCCCUGUCAGGCCAGCUGAGUUGUGUGGCAGUAACUACAGCCAGUCUGUACCCAUCCCGGUGCCCACUCAGACUCACAACUACCAGCGCAUGGAGCAGAACCUGCAGAGCCCCUCCAGGACUACAUUACCCAUGCAGCACUGCUGUGGCAAAGCAGGAAGUUUCUCUCCUGUCCCCUCAGAAGCAGCAGCAGUGACCACCCACCGGGGGUUGUCUGGUGGGGGCUGUAGACCUUACCAGCCCUCGCCACUGGUUGGCACCAUCCCAGAGAGACCCAAUCAGGUGUCUCCUCGGGGCACCAGGACUGGAAUGCAGAGAGCAGACCUGAGCCCUAAGUACAAGAUUCAGACUCACGUCUCACCCCAGCACCACACAGACUUGGGAACAGAUGCCCCACAGAGUCAUAGGAAGAGGACCCAUCGGCAGAGUCCUGACCCCACUGUGCCUAAAGGUGACCUCAGCAGGCGACCCAGUUCCCAGAACUUGGGCUCCGCAUUCCUGUUCCCUCGCACCCGCACCGUGCCCAACCUAAAGGAGCUGGAGGGCGGCCAGGGCACCGUGCCCACUCUCACCAGACACACCGUGGAGAGGAGGGGAGAGUCUGUGAAGAGGUCGAUGAGCACAGGCCGCCUGUCAGACAUGUUGCUGAAGGCUGUGUUUGGAGCGCAGCUGGACCGGGGCAGCACAGACAACCUCAAUAUGGAGAGACCCAUGGACACAACAGUAGGGGUGAUGGGUAGUCCCUCUCGGGUCGUCUUCACAGUGGGCUCCCCCAGCUCCGGUCCCUCUCCUCCCCUGACCAGCAGGCCUAGACUCCUCACUGUGGGCUCGUCCAGCCCGGUUAGUCCAGGCUGGACCUUCGGGGGUCGGCAGGCCAAAGCGGGAGCGGGAGCACAGGGGGAGGGCUGCGACUGCUCCCCAGACCCCAACACCAGCCCCCUGAGCAGGGGCAUCGCCUUCGAGCCCCCAGAGCUGCCGGAGGACACUCUGAUGGAGCAAGAGCACACGGAUGCAGUAGGCCAGCUGCGUUUCAUCUUGGCCUUCUCCCACUGCAUCAUGGAGAUUGCUGCUGCAAAGGACUCUGGCAUUGAGACGUGCGGUGCCCCAGAUGCCUCGUUCCUGGAGCAGAGCAUGGUGGCUGACCAGAUCAGCUUGCUGAGUCGCGAGUGGAGCUAUGCUGAGCUGCUGGUCCUGUAUAUGAAGAGUGCUGAGCUGCUGUCAUCUGCACUGCAUACUGCCAUGGAGGACAUCAAGCAGGGCAAAAUCUACGCCUCCUGUACCGUCAAACAGGUGGUGCGUAAGAUGAAUGAGCUGUACAAGUCCAGUGUGAGCUCGUCUCGCUCCCUCAGUGCCCGGCUGCAGCUGUUCUUCACCACCAAGCAGAGGCUCAUGGACCGCAUCAACAGCAUCACGGCUGAGAAGCUCAUCUACGCCCACGCUGUGAGCAUGGUACAGUCCACAGCCCUUGAUGAGAUGUUUCACCAGGGUGAGGCCUCAGUGGAGCGCUACCACAAAGCCCUGCUGCUUAUGGAGGGGCUCACAUUCAUCAUCACUGAACCAGCAGACAUACACAACAUCGACAAAUGUAAACAGUGCAUAGAGAGGCGCCUCUCUGCCCUACAGCCUGGAACAUAUGUCUGAAGGAGGGCGUUAAACCCCAGUCCAUCUCCAUCUUUGCUCUCGCCUUCGCCGUCAUCACCGCCACCUCCAUUCUCCUCUCUGAAACGUGUUGUGUUCCCUUUUGUAGAUGAUCAUUUGAGAAGCGCCUCCACCCCGGUGUUGGUGAAGGUGAGAUAGUAGCCCUCCAGCUAGGGUCUCUUGAUCAAAGAUGAAUGGUUAGAUUACUUUCCUGGCGCGCAAAGACUUCCACCUGUGGGGGAGCACGCUCUAAGCUUACCCCUUGGCAAGCAGCUGUCUCUCCGGUGUCUUUGGAGAAGUCAUGAAGCCAAUCGGCUGCCACAUGUCCUUGACUCAGUUGUCAUUGUUGGGGCUGGAGAAACAGUGGUAUUCUGUAUGAUCACUCCCAGGUCGAUUAACCGGGAGAGUGGAAUCACAUUAUUAUUAACAGGGUAUAUCAAGGAGGGAUUUGACCAAAAUAUUGCCCAUGCAUAACAGACAGCAGUGAGAGAGGGAAACAGUAUGGUCUUUGAGUCACAUCGAACUUUUGAUACUUGAUUUCUGAUAGACAUUGAAUCAGGCAAUAUUCUUUCCUUACAACCACUUGCAGCAUCAGAAUGAUCUACCAGGGUGCUGGGCACUAAUUCAAGUGGAUUACAGAUUUGCACAGCUCUUUUUGCAGUUACAAAUAAGCCCUAAUAUUCUACUCUGUAGCGUGCAUGUUCAUGGCAUGCCUGUGUGUUUUGGAACCAAUGGACACUGAAUGGUUGGUCAGAUUAGCAAUGCUGAAUUGCAUUAAGUUAUGCAGUGUUUAAUGCCAAGUUGUUGAAUGUCAUGGAAGAUGUCUCUUUUUGGGUAAAUAGGUAUUUCAUACCCAAGCAUGGGAGAAAUUAAUAGAACAGCACUUUAUGCACCAAACCUACUGUGUACAAAACUCUUUUAUUUCCCUACUGCUUUCAAUCUGCCCUGUCGGAAAACAACAUGGCUGCCAUUCUUUGGCAGUGUCCCAUUUUAUGUAGCAUCCUGAUUUUGUUGAAUGUUAUUGGCUUGAUAUUGUUGUUGUUUUUAUCCUCAGACUUUGUCUAGUAUGUGCUUUGUGUAUCAUUUUAGGUCUAGUUUGAAACUGAUUUUAUUUAUUUCAUUUAGAUAGAGGUGUAUACAAUGUUUUAUUUGGCUUUGAUACCAAAACAAUGCAUAUUUAAGUUUAGCUUUGAGUUGGGUGUGAACUUUUACCAUGUAGGUUUUUUAAAAAGAAACUGUUACUAAUUGUUUGAGUAAUUGUUUCGCUCCUUGCUCAUUAGAUAUAUUUGUCAAGGUUCUUCUGUGUUUGAAAGCAUCCCUGACUUUGUUGUAGGAAUGGAUGAAAAGGCCAUGUUCAACAGCCGAACACCUAAAAAAACUAAAAGUAGAAUAGCAUGUAUCAUUAAAUAUGUUGAAGAUGUGGUGUUUUGCUUUUUAUUGUGAUAAAAAUCAUGGACAGUGUAACUCUUACCAAAGCAUCACACCUACUGCCUCGCCUUAACUAAACCAAGUUCCUCUUGUCUCAACAACACAUGCUGUAUGCUUUGGGUAAUGUCGCCCUCUAGACACGAACACAGGUCCUGCCAUUUCCCUUGUGUGUGUGUGUGGGGUGGGUGUGUGUGUGUGUGUGUGUGUGUGUGUGUUCACUCACAUUUGUCUGCAUGCUUCACGUCACACUCAAAUGCCUUCUCAGAAUCCGUGUUGACAAUCAUGACAGGGUUAGGAAAGGUUGUAUUGCCAUACUGUAGCAGGAAUUGCAUGGUUGCAGUGCAUACCGUACCAAAUGUUUGCACUAGUGCUAAAAUAUUCAUCAGCGCAGAUCUUGAUUGAAUAUGUUUUUCAAUAAAUAAAGAUAACCAAAACAGAUUUAAUCUGUCCCCCCCCCCCCCCCAUGAAUUGUAUUGUUGAGUGUUUUGAUUGUUUUGUGAUGGGGUGUUUGUACUUGAGUUGUUAAUGAAUGUUUCUGACACAACCUGGAUGUAAGGAUGCACAGAACACUGUAACAGUGAUGACAAAAUGACUAAUGAAUAAUGUACUUUUUUAAUUUCCAGGCAAAAGAUAUUUGUAAAUGAAUUGCUGCAGUAUUUAUAUUGUUUGUAUGUGAAUGUUGUUUUAAAGCCAAAAUCAAAUUUGCAUUUUGGAGCAUGUAUAUUUGAGUUUGAAAUAAAGAAGUUUGCUUUUUACCUUUUAAAUA